Molecule: messenger RNA, 1096 nt
Organism: Gossypium arboreum
Lineage: Eukaryota; Viridiplantae; Streptophyta; Magnoliopsida; Malvales; Malvaceae
Product: zinc finger A20 and AN1 domain-containing stress-associated protein 1-like
Exons: 2
Coding region: 357-857 (166 amino acids)
Biological process (GO): proteasome-mediated ubiquitin-dependent protein catabolic process
Molecular function (GO): DNA binding; zinc ion binding
Source: RefSeq, a predicted model, not a curated record
AUAAAACCAUGUGUACCGUCGAAACAAAACCAACCCCAACCUCCCUUCUCCCCCACCAAAUAAAGCAAAAAAAAAAAAAAAAAACCAGAGAGUCUCCGUUUAGAGUUGGGUUUUUUAAUAUUUGUUUCACUUUUUCAGUUUCGUCCUUGUUUCUCCCAUCCUUUCGGUUUCUCUCCGCCUCCCCAAAAAAAACGAAAUUCAGGGAAUUAAAUUCCCUAUAAAAUCGUUUCUCGUAAAAUUCCUUUUCGUUUUUAAUCAAACCCGAUUUCCUGGUUUCUUUUUCUUCAUCGAUCGUCGCCGGCGUAAAAACAAGAAAAAUCAAAAGCAAAAAGCUUGCCGAAUUAGAAAAAGAAAUCAUGGGUUCUGAACAGAAUGAAGGAACAAGCUUUCCACCAUCGGAGCCAAAGCUUUGUGCCAACGGUUGUGGGUUUUUCGGGACGGCGGCGAAUAUGAAUUUAUGUUCAAAGUGUUACCGGGACCUCCGUGUUGGGGAGGAGCAAGCGGCGAAGGCGAAAGCUGUUAUGGAGAAAUCUCUCAGUAUCAAAACGAAGCAUGAACCUGUCGUUGUGGAGACUUUUAAGCCUCAUGUGGGUUCUUCGUCUACAUCGAUUGAGCAACAACAACCGGCUGUUGUUGCCGUUAAUCAACAACCGGAACCAAAGGCUGCGAACAGGUGUUUUAUUUGUAGGAAAAAGGUUGGGUUAACUGGGUUUAAGUGCAGGUGCGAGAAUACAUUCUGUGGGGAGCAUCGGUACCCAGAAAAACACGAGUGUUCAUUUGAUUUCAAGGGUGUUGGACGUAAUGCCAUUGCUAAGGCAAAUCCCGUUGUUAAAGCUGAUAAGGUGGAGAGGUUCUGAAAGGUGGGGGAGUUGUUUGUUGGAUGAAUGUGUUUCUUCCCUUUUCUUACUUCCUAUCUCGGGGUUAUCGAGAGAUCAGUUAGAUUUAGGGUCAAUGGAAAUAUUGUGGGGUGAUUUACUGAUUUAUGUUGUUGCUGGUGUUUUUGUUGGGGUUGUGGGAUAUGAUUUGGGAGGGGGAGGGGGAUGUUUUAAGGGUGAAUGCAAAAUGGAUCAAUGAAUGUUUUUAGUUUUCAUUUUUA